This is a messenger RNA of Cataglyphis hispanica, 4789 nucleotides long. RefSeq names its product circadian locomoter output cycles protein kaput (gene Clk). Gene Ontology annotation, molecular function: DNA-binding transcription factor activity, RNA polymerase II-specific; protein dimerization activity; RNA polymerase II cis-regulatory region sequence-specific DNA binding. Bases 1017 to 3116 code for a protein of 699 amino acids. Gene Ontology annotation, biological process: circadian regulation of gene expression; regulation of transcription by RNA polymerase II. The transcript is spliced from 12 exons. NCBI's taxonomy places the organism in Eukaryota, Metazoa, Arthropoda, Insecta, Hymenoptera, Formicidae. Gene Ontology annotation, cellular component: CLOCK-BMAL transcription complex; cytoplasm; nucleus. The record is from RefSeq and is a predicted model, not a curated record.
GGUUGGCAAUUCUGGCUCGUCUGUUUCUACAUGGCCUACUAUCCGAAUGCUAUCCGUAUUCCGCAGGGGUUUUCGCAAUCACCGCGCGGAAUCGCGCGUAAAAACUCGCGAGUUACGUUCGCGAUCGAUUAGGCUCGGCAACGCGGCUAAUGAACCUGGAUGCAAGGCGCUACAAUCGGCAGCAGUCCAUGGCGGCAUCUUGUAAUCAUGAUCGCGUAAUUAUAAUACCGAGGCAUAAAUCGUAAAAAAUCAGUGCGAUUGUCUUCGAAGAGGAUCGAUCGAGCGGCGAGUGUCUCCCAUGUGAAAAAUAUCACGGCAUCAUUGACGAGGCUAUCAUCGCGUGCGAGUGAACGCGACAUCGAGAAAUGAUCGACGAAAGACGCAGGAAACCCAACAUACUCGCCCGACCUGAGAACUCGCGUGCGAGCAAAAUCCGUGCACCACAAGCGCGAAUGUUCGCGCGUGCAUACCUUCUGUCAGUCGGAGUGAUUGAGACAUCUGAAUUUUUGCAGAUAUUCGCGGUUAAUUACUCUUCUCUCUUCUCUCGCGAUUGAUGCAACGAAGUUUUAAUUUGAUGGUUUGUCGAUAAUCCGUUCUAAAUAAUCCCGACUGGAUUUCAGCAUUAGAAUUUUAUAAUCAUGGAAUCCAAUGUUGCUUCUUUUGUGAAUUUAUUGUUAUAAACUGCGCUAAUCGAUCUCUUGAUCAAGAUGUUUAAUAUGUAUGUGGAAAAGUUUUAUUAAAUAUUUUUCCCAUGAAGAAACUAUAAUGAUCACGUGAUUGUUACAAUUCUCUAUCGCAGUGUAUUGUGAACCGGUAGUUGAAAAUUGUUCUGUAGAAAAGUUUGUUUAUUUAAAUGCGCGAAAGGAUUUAAGAUUUAUUAACUCCGAAAACGUCUGCGCGUUACAAAACAGAAGCGGUAGUAAUACCAACACAAGAAGUAUAUAUAUAUUACAGACAUUCCGCCAAGAAGAUUUGCCAUUUUAAAUUAAAGUACAAUUAAGUACACGUUUUCUAUCAUGGACGAUGAUAUGGACGAUAAAGACGACACGAAGCGAAAAUCGCGUAAUCUCAGCGAAAAGAAACGCAGAGAUCAAUUUAACAUGCUCGUGAACGAGCUCGGCAGCAUGAUUAGUGCCAAUACACGAAAAAUGGACAAGUCUACAGUGCUGAAAUCAACAAUUUUAUUUCUAAAAAAUCACAAUGAGAUAGCAGUUAGAUCGAGAGUUCAUGAGAUCCAAGAAAAUUGGAAACCCUCUUUUCUCUCCAACGAGGAAUUCACUCACCUUAUAUUGGAGGCAUUGGACGGAUUUAUAAUAGUUUUCUCCUCAAAUGGACGUAUUUAUUAUGUCUCCGAAAGUGUCACGUCUCUGCUUGGAUAUCUUCCGAACGAAUUAGAGAACACGACUAUUUAUAAUAUAACAUAUCAAGAAGACCAGCCACACUUGUAUAAUGUCUUGUUGAAUCCUGGCAGCACGCGUGAUAAACGCACUGUGAAAAAAGAAAACCAAAUAUCUUUCACGUGUCACAUAAAAAGGGGCGGACUCAAUUUUCGAGAAGAUUCUGUCUACGAACUUGUACAAUUUAUUGGAUAUUUCCGAUCCGCUACGGAUAACGAUGUCGACAAUCUAUUGCCAAGUCAAAAAUUUAGUAACACCAAUGCAUCAGAUAACAAAUUAGUAUUCGUGGGUACAGGACGUCUUCAGACUCCACAACUUAUCCGCGAAUUAUCCGUGACAGACAACACGAAGUCAGAAUUCACAUCUCGCCAUAGUCUGGAAUGGAAAUUUCUCUUUUUAGAUCACAGAGCGCCACCCAUCAUUGGAUACUUGCCUUUUGAAGUUUUAGGAACUUCUGGUUACGAUUAUUAUCACGUGGAUGAUUUAGACAAUGUCGUUACAUGCCAUGAAUCAUUGAUGCAGAAAGGCGAGGGAACAUCUUGCUAUUAUAGAUUCCUUACGAAAGGUCAGCAAUGGAUUUGGUUGCAGACCAGAUUUUACAUCACGUACAAUCAAUGGAACUCGAAACCUGAAUUUAUCGUGUGCACGCAUUACGUGGUCAGUUAUGUCGACGUAAUGAAGGAAUUGCGCGCGGAAUCGGGGGGUUAUGAUAAAACGGAAAAUCAAGAUGUUUUAAUACCCGUAAAACAAGUGACAACAUCUUGUCAAACACCGUUGACGCAAUGGUCAAACAAAUCAUCGAAGACGUUAAAGUCGAUGACAAUCGCUUCCAAUCUUCAACAUUGCGGUGAUUCCAAUACAUCUUCGAUAUCCGUCUCAUUACGAAGUUCCCCAUAUUCACAAAUAACGCAUGGAUCACACUCGAACGCGGCUUCUGCAAGCAGUUCUGUAGUGUCAAAGCCAAUUACGUCGAUGGACAGCAGGCAACAACAAACGCAACAGCAGCCGCAGCAGCAGCAGCAGCAAUCGCAACAUCAACUGGAUGUCAAUCAGCCAUGUAUUAAUUUCAUGGAUCCCACGCAAUAUGCAACUGUUAAUCUGCAAUCAGUAGUCACAGCGGGAUUUGCAACGCCUGCUGCCCCUAUUCUUUCCACCGUGCCCACGUACGAGAUGUUACAACAGCAAGGCAUAGUGAUGUCUCCUGCACAGAAUCAAAUACAAGACGAAUUACAAAGAAAGCACGAAGAACUACAACAAUUGAUCGUUCAUCAACAGGAGGAGCUAAGAAGAGUUUCAGAACAAUUAUUUAUAGCUCGAUAUGGGAUUCUUACACCAUUAUUAAAUGCGAGUAUAUCAUACAAUCCAUCGAAUCCGUGCCAACAAACGAAUCGAUGCAACACCAACAAUACUAACGUACAAUUGCCCGCUUCCAGUAGUGUACAAGGCGUUAAUGUACUUCCUAUACCGAUCACCGUGCCAGUGCCUAUAGUGCCUACGGAAUUAUUUUCUCAUUCCUUGCAAGUGAGUCCAUCGCCGAACUCGACGCAUGGCAAUGUAGGUGCUAUAAUUCAAACCCAACAGCAGCAGCAGCAGCAGCAACAACAGCAACCGGUACCACCACAACAGGAAGGUAAUUCCGAUCUCGUAUCUUUUCAAAUCUGCCCACAACAAGACGAAAUCAUCUAUGCUAACAUAGAUGCGUCCGCAAAUCAACAAUAAAGAUCAUCGUAAAAUUGACGACUUUCUGCGACUCUAAUUGUAUCCAUUGUAAUAGGCAAGAAAUUGAUAAUUAUUUAAAAAAUUUUUUAAAUUCUGUUGCACUUACCUGUCGCAGUGGAGGAAUUGCCAAAUAAUAUCUAUUGCCAUAGUUGCGAUCAUUUUUCUAUUUACAGGAACAACGCAUUUAGGAAAACGUGUGUUUGUGUGUAUGUCUCUCUUCACGAAUGUACAAAAAAAUUUUUUAAAAUUAUUAUGGUAACUGUGUUUAUGAUAUAUCGCAUGCACAGAUAUUACAGAAACUAUAAUAUAAAUAUACUGUAUAACUUUGACGUUUUAGCGCAAUAAUGUGCAAUUUUUAAUAUAUCGACGUAUUUAUGUUUAACUCGACAUAUAAAACUGUGCAUCGUGUGUGAAUUAAUGGAACACGAGACUAUUUACCAUUCUAUAAUUGUUGUACUUUUGUUUUAUAUAAUUGUACCUAUAGAUUUUUCUCAACCAGUGGAAUUUUAGUCAUAAAGACUUAUAUUUAUGAAAAGGACUAAUCGACAUCUUUUAAAACUACAACACGAUGUUUAUAUAAAGAAACGCUGUAUGUGCCACUCUAUAUGUGUAUAAAAUCAGAAUUUAUGAAAAUUUAAACACUGCAAUGUAAUCUACGAUGAGCGAGAUAAAAGAUAAUAAUUUUUAUUAAUUGUGUAUUUCAACCAAUUAUAAUUCUGGUAUUUUUCAAGCUUAUAAUCGUACCGAUUCUCUUCGUAUAGUAUAAGUGAUGAUCUUCAAUUCUUGUUUAUAGGCCGCAAAGAGAAUAUUAUUUAUAUCUAUGUAAUGUGAAGAGAGGGAUAUUCUAUAAACAAAAUAUUACUGUAGGAGAAAGCGCGCGAUGACAAAACAUUUAGAAGUUACUGCGCUUCUGUAUAUGUAUAUUGUAUAAAAUUAAUUUUGAUAAAAUUCUCGAGAAUGGUUUAGUUAUUUCGAUAAAGCGUAAAGAGAGUUUAUCGUGACAAAUCAAAAAGCUCUGAUCAAAAAUGGACACAUCACAUAUGUGCAUAUUUAUUGAAUUGAUUUAGCCAACAAACAUGACAUCGGAAAAGGGACCAAACUCCACAUUUUCCGGAACAGGGUAUAUUUACAGAUUUUUUGUACAUGUAUAUAUGAUAGUAAAAAAAAUAAUAUAUAUUUUGUUGUAUGUAUAUGUAUAAUAACACUUUCAUACAUAUCUAAUGUAUUGUAAUUACAAAUGUAUGUUAGAUCGUUAUAACAUUUCAUAAUUGUUGUUCGAUGAAAAAAUAUUUGAUGAAAAUAAGGCAGAAAACAUUCCGAUGAAAUCGCAGGAAAGCGCGAAAUGCAUUUAAAUUGAUAUAAUAAUGUUUUUUGGAUAACUAUGUAAAACAAAAUGUAAUACAAAAUGUAAUACAAAAUUGAUUUAGAUUGGCAUAAGUAAUUGUUUUAGCAGACUGGAAAAAAUAAUCGAAAAUUUUAUAUUAAAUGUGAUCACGAAUUUCAGAAGUACAUGUAUAUACAUAUAUAUAAAAUGUACAUCAAAUAAUUAGUUUUCGCGAAAACCUGAAAUGUGCUCAUCAAUUUUACGUUUCUUAAUGUUUAACUUUUUUUUCUAUUUUUCUGCCGAUAAAUAUAAAAAUUGCUACUUUUAAUAAAAAAUAAAAAAAAAUAAG